Molecule: messenger RNA, 4847 nt
Organism: Aureococcus anophagefferens
Lineage: Eukaryota; Pelagophyceae; Pelagomonadales; Pelagomonadaceae
Exons: 4
Coding region: 88-4185 (1365 amino acids)
Molecular function (GO): protein binding
Source: RefSeq, a predicted model, not a curated record
AGAAUGCUUAUAAAACAGCGUAACGUGAAGACGUCAAGUUGAAGGCACGAUGAAGUGGGUGCCGCGACCGGUAGGUCGGCAGCCCCGAUGUCGCGCCUCGACGCGCAGCUCUGGCGCGACCGCAUGGCGGACCUCGUCGAGCGGCGCGAGGCCCUCCGCGGCGACCUCGUGCGCCUCGGCGAGGCCCUGGGCGGCGCGUCGCCGAAGCGCGCGGCCAAGGCGCGGCCCGAGGCCCACCGCCUGCUCAAGGAGCUGCGCGACGCCUGCUGCGGCGUCUGCGAGGCCUGCGCCGAGUGGCGCCGGGCGGGCGGCCACGACGACCCCUGCCCGGCGCCGUCGGGCGGCGACUACCUCGCGCGCAUGGCCUUCGAUCUCGACUUCGUCGCCGCGUCUCCGAAGCUCGUCGCGGCCAUCGGCACGCCGCGCGAGCUCCUGCGGAACAACCCGCUCAUGCUGCCGCGCACGCUCGAGGCCGCCGAGGUCGGCGCGGCGGGCGACGGCCCGCCGGCGAACGACGAGCAGCGGCGCCUGCGGCGCGCGGAGGCCGCGCUCGUCGCCGCGGCGCGGCGGAGCCGCGUCGUCGAAGAAGAGGAGGAAGAAGAGGAGGACGAGGAAGACGACGCCGCCGCCGCGAGCGCCUUCGACGGCGACGCCGCGAGCGCCUUCGGGUCGCCGCCGAAGCCCGCGGCGCCGCCCCGGAGCCUCGACGCGUCGAACUGGAUGGAAGCCGCGCAGAAGCAGCUGGACGACCUCAAGCAGAACAAAACGCCGGCGGCGGGCUUCGGCGACCGCGACGACUCCCCGCGGGCCUACGGCGGCGACCCGCGCCUCGUGCGCGGCCGCGACGAGGCGCCGAAGAAGCCGCCGCCGCGCAAGCCCGCGAAGCAGCCCGCGCCGCCGCGGCGCGCGCCGGACAAGCCCCGGAAGCCCCGGGGCAAGGCGCCGGCGCCGUCGCAGCAGCGCCGGGCCCUCGAGCGGCUCCAGCAGCCCCGGGGCCCCCUCCUGCCGCCCCUCGCCGGCGGCGACGACGACGGCGUCAUCGGCUUCAACAAGCACGCGUCGCCCAAGGGCAGGCCGCGGCGGGGCCGACGGCAGAAGGCGAUGGCGUCGACGACGGGCGCGGCCUUCGAUUUGUGCGCCGACGAUCUGGCGACCAUCGCCGAAUUGGACGAGGCGCCGAGCGACGCGGCGCUCCGCGUCGGCGCCUGCGCGCUGACGCUCAUGGCGCGGGGCGAGGCGUGCCCCGGCGACGUCGGCUGGCGCGCCGUCGCGUCGACGUUCGAAGACGCCGAGGGCUCCCUGGACGCGAUCCGCGCCGUCGACGCGUCGUCGGACGUGCCGCCCUUCAAGGCGCGGGCUCUGGCGCGGCUCCUCGAGGUCGGCGACGCGGGCGACCUCGGGGCCGGCGCCGCGGGCGACGCGCUCGCGCGGCUCGCCGCGUGGUGCGCCGCGGCGGUCCGCGCGGCGGCCGCGGCCGCGGCGCGCGGCGCCGAGGGCCUCGCGCCGUCGCCGCGGGCGAAGCUCAAGGCCGGCCGGAAGGCGCGGCGCGCGGCGCCCGCCGACGACGCGGCGCCGAAGCGGCGGAGGCCGCGGAAGGUCGCGCAGUCGCGCAGCGACGAGGGCCUCCGGGGGCCGAAAUCCUCCGACUUCCUCGCGGGCAAGGUGUUGCGGAGCUCCUGGUGGCACUUCGAGGACGCGACGCCGGCCGUGCUCGUGUCCGUCAUCGCGCCCCGGGACACGAAGGGCGCCUUGCUGGUGAAGGCGUACGAGCCGACGCGGAGCCUGGAGUGUCGACGACGACCGGAGCGCCGCGCCCUCGGCGGCGACGCGGCCGCGCGCGCCGCCGCCGCGGACGCCGUGCGCCGCUGCGCGCUCCGCUGGCUCCAGCGCCGCCGCUGCCGCGUGGGCACGCCGAGCCUCGAGACCGUGCGCGCGCUCCUCGGCCGCGCGGAGACGAAGCGGGCGCUCGCGGCGCUCGGGUGGACGCCGCUGCACCGCGCGCUGGCCAUGCUGCAGGAGCCCGACCGCGGCAAGACGGAGGUCCUCGCGACGCGGCUCGAGGCGCUCUUCGCCGCGGCGGCGACGGAGGAGACGCGCGCGCCGUCGAAGGAGGACGCGCGCGUGCCGUCGCCGUCGUCGGUGCUGGACCCGGCGCGGCGCGACGGCGCGGCCGCGACGGCGCUCCAGGCGCGGCUCCGCGGCGCGGCGGCCGCGCGGCGCCACGGCGCCGCGCGCGCGUCCGCGGCGAAGCUCCAGGGCUUCGGCCGCGGCCUGGCGGCGCGCGCGGAGCGGGACCGCCGGGACCGCGCGGCGGCGGCGCUCCAGGGCUCGGAGCGCGCGCGCGUCGCGCGCGCGGAGCUCGACCGGCGGUGGCUGGAGCGGGAGCGCGGCCGCGCCGCGGUCCUGGUCCAGGCCCACGGCCGCCGCCGCACGGCCGCCGCCGCCGUCGCCGCGCGCCGCGCGGAGGAGGCGCGAGCCGCGGCGGAGGCCAAGGCGGCGGCGGAGGCGCGGGCGGCCGAGGAGGCGCGCGUCGCGGCGGAGGCGAAAGCGGCCGAGGAGGCGCGAGCGGCCGAGGAGGCGCGCGUCGCGGCGGAGGCCAAGGCGGCCGCCGAAGCUCGAGCGGCCGCCGAGGCGCGCGUCGCGGCGGAGGCGAAAGCGGCCGCCGAGGCGAAAGCGGCUGCCGAGGCCAAUGCCGCCGCGGAAGCCAAGGCCGCCGCGGAAGCCAAGGCCGCCGCGGAAGCUCGAGCGGCCGCGGAGGCCGAGGCCGCCGAGGCCAAGGCCGAGGAGGCGCGCGUGCUCCGCGCGGCGCAGCUCGCCGAGGAGGACCGCCGGCGGCGCGCGGCGGGCGCCGCGUCGCCCGCGGCCUCGCCGGGCGCCCUCGAGGCGAGCGACGAGUACUCGUUCGACGACUUCGACGACCCCGGGGACACGUCCGCGGAGCAGUCGCCGGCCAAGGCGGCGGCCGAGGACGAGCGGCGGCGGCAGGAGGAGGACGCGAAGCGCCAGGAGGAGCAGCGGCACCACGCCAUGGCCGAGGAAAAGAAGCGGCAGGAGGCCUUCGAGGAGGCGCAGAAGCAGCGAGCCGCCGCCGCCGCCGAGGCCGAGCGCGUCGAGGCCGCGCGCCUCGAAGCCGCCGAGAAGCAGCGGCAGCGCGACAUCGCCGAGGAGAAGAAGCGGCAGGAGGCCUUCGAGGAGACGCAGCGGGCCCUCGCCGCGCGCCUCGAGGCCGAGCGCGUCGAAGCCGACCGCCUCGAGGCCGAGCGCGCCGAAGCCGCGCGCCGCGAGGCCGAGCGCGUCGAAGCCGCGCGCGUCGAAGCCGCGCGCGCCGAGGCCGAGCGCGCCGAAGCCGCGCGCGCCGAGGCCGCGCGCGCCGAAGCCGAGCAGCUCGAGCUCGCCGAGGAAGCGCGACGGCAGCGGGACGUCCUCGAGUACAAGGACACGGUCAUCGCGUCGCCGCUCAAGCCCGACCUCGAGGCGAGCGCGUCCCACGACGAGACGAGGACUGAGCCCGCCGCCGAUCCCGUAAGCGACGCCGAUCAGAUUAUACGAGGGGGGGGGGGGGGGGGCACAGCGCGGGCUUGCGAGCGCGACGCUUCACGCGGAGGAGGACGCCUUGUAGCUUCCCGUGCUCAUGAGCUUCUUCUGGAGCACGGGCGUGAGGUACUCCGCGAGCUUGAGCGCGUCGACGGCGACGCCGAUGUCCGCGACGCCCUCCGGGAAGGUGCCGGCGAGGGCCGCGGCGGCGCAGCGCUCCUUGAGGUCCUUGUACUCGUCCUCCUGGGUGAUGAGGUAGCCGAUCCAGUCCGGGUGCUCGGCCUGGCGCGCGGCGACGCGCGCCGCGCGGUCCGCGUCGACCAUCUCGGCCUCGAAGACGACCUCGGAGCCGUCGGCGACGGACGCGAAGCAGCCGUCGCCGCCGCAGCGGUCCGCGACGAUGCGCAGCUUGCCGCCGGCCUUGUUCGUGAGCGUGAAGUCGAUUUUGGCGAAAUCCGUGUAGGCGCCGAUCGUCCGGCAGUCGCAGUUGCCCGCGUCGACGGCGACGUCCGCGAUGGAGUCGGCGGUCAUGCCGAAGAAGGUCGCGGCGAGGGCGAGCUCGUGGAUGGCCAUGUUCUUGAGCAUGCCCUCGGCGUUGCGCUCGAAGCACUCGCCGAGCGACUCCUCCGUGUAGUCGUUGAGCGACGUUAGCGUGACGAGGCUCCCCGGGUGCUUCCCGUAGGCGUCUAAGGCCUGCGUGAAGUAGGGCGCGAUGUUCUUGAUGAAGCCCAUGAAGACGGGCACGUCGGCCUCCUCGGCCGUCGCCGCCAUGGACUCGAGCUCGCCGACCGUCGGCGCGCCGGGCUUCUCGAGGAGGAUGUGCGUCGCGCCCGAGUCGAGCGCCUGCUGGAAGAAGCCCGGGUUGUCCACCGUGCGGCCGGCGAUCAGGGCCAGCUUCGGCUCGCCGGGCGCCGCGCCGCUCCAGGUGGAUUUCGACAGGCCCGCCUGGAAGGCGACGUCCGGCGACCAGCUGUCGACGCACUCCGCCGCGAAGACCUUGCCCGCGUCGCUGUCCUUGCCCCCGCCGAGGAACCAGGGCUCGACGAUGUCGCUGAGCUUGCCGCUCGGGCACUCGCCCUCGACGAGCUGGAGGCCGUGGAACCAGCCCAUGCCCCGGCUCGGGAGGCCGCACCCGACGAUCGCGUAGUUCGUCUUCGCGCCCUCGGGCGCCGCCACCGCCGCGCGCGACGGCUUGAAGAGGUUCCGGACGGAUCGCAGGGGGUUCAGGGCCGAGGCCGAGGCCGCGAGGGCCAAUAUCAGCGUGGGAGUCGCCAUGGUGUGCAUGAUCGCCGAGAAAAGCGGUGUGUAGACCU